UCUCUCUCUCUCUCUCUCUCUCCGUGCUCAACAUGGCCGCGAAGCUCCUCCUCCCGCUGCUCAGCGCCUCGGUGUUCUACGCCAUCUUUUACUUUGCGACCGUCAACGGCCUCCGGGGCCUCGCCGACCAGAGCAUCGCCUCCGGGACUCUUCCCGGGACGGACAAAUGGCCGCUUCGGACAGUCUACACGGGAAUAGGCAAGGUCGAUGAGCUCCUCACCAUCUUGACGACCUUUUUCUGGCCGGUUACGGAUGGAGCCCACCCCGCGCUGCUGCUGCAUUCCAUCGCCUUUUCCGGCACCUUCUGCUCUGCCUGGGUCCUCGUCACCCUCGAGUCGUGGAGGAAGGGCAACAAUGGCACGAUUCUGGCGAUCCCAUCAAUCUUUGGCUUGGCCGCCCAAGCUUUGACGUUUGCCUUUGCGACGCCCCUGUAUUGCGCCGUGCAGGUCCACACGUCCGUCACCGCAAGCAAGCCGUCGGCGCAGAACCUCCGCGUCCCCAUCAGCGUCCUGCGAGCGCUGCCGUUUGCCUUUGCGGUGGGCAUGCUCCUCCCAUCCACGCUGAUGACCCUUCCCAUCUCCGCCACCAUCACCCCCGACGUCAAGCAGAUCUUGAUUGCCAUCUGGCAACCUUGGCCCGUCUAUGUCGCGAUCCUGCUGCGCUUUGCGCACACGGCGUUUUCAUCAUCAUCGACGGGGCGGACCGAGGACUCGCCUGAAAACACCGCCAAGGGGCGUCGCUCCCUUCGCUUCGCCUACGCCUUCGCCUUUGCCAACACCGCCAUUCCUCACAUUGUCACACUGACAGUCUCUUUGGCAACCGUUGCCGCGCCCGCCAUUUUCGACGCAAAGUACCGCGAGGCCUUGCACCCCCUCAAUGUAUUCCACACGCCGCUGCCUUGGAAGUCGCCGGUCGUGCAGGUCGCCACGGUAGGCGAAGGCGUGCAUGGCUUCCUGCGAUGGGACUACUUGAUCGGCACGACGGGCGUCUUGGUCUGGGCUCUCAGCCUUUAUAGAACGGCGCAUCGGCUCGUCUACGGGCGCGUCGACAAUCUCGGCCUGCUUUUGAAGACGGCGUGGUUGACCGUGCUCGCUGGCCCCGUCGGAGCCGCCGUUGAGCUCAUGUGGGAAAGGGAUGAGCUGGUGUUCCACGCCAGCAACGUCAAGUCGGAGGCGAGGAAGACAUAAUCCUUGCUGCAGGGAAAUAUGUCGCCUCGAUGGGGGCCAAAGGCUCAUGUACGAUUGAGCAAUGUUGGAGGGACAGGCUUCAAUGACCAUCAGUAGUGGUCUUUCUUGUUCUUCUUGCGAAUACGUCAUCGUCUAGCUAGUCAUCCCACGUUACAGACUUGGUCACCAAAAACUCCUCC
Purpureocillium takamizusanense is the source of this 1366-nucleotide messenger RNA. RefSeq lists its product as uncharacterized. The record is from RefSeq and is a predicted model, not a curated record. The transcript has 2 exons. The coding region runs from base 33 to 1187 and encodes 384 amino acids. Lineage: Eukaryota; Fungi; Ascomycota; Sordariomycetes; Hypocreales; Ophiocordycipitaceae.